AUGAAUCGAUUUUCCAAAGCGAUGCUUGCGCUCGCGUUCACCGGAGCCGCCCUUGUCGGCGUCGCCGGCGCCGAGAACGGCGUGACGGACAAUUCCGUUCUCCUGGGCCAGUCCUGCGCUCUCAACGGCCCGGCCGAGGCGCUCGGCACCGGCAUGCAGACCGGCCUCACGGUCGCAUUCGGCGUCGCGAACGCCAACGGCGGCGUCGACGGCCGCACGAUCGAACUCAAGUCCAUGAACGACAGCUACGAGCCCGACCGCUGCGAGAAGGCCGUCACCGCGCUCAUCGAGAAGGCGAAGGUCUUCAUGAUGAUCGGCGGCGUCGGCACACCGACGGCCAAGGCCGCGGUCCCGGUCUGCGAGGCGAACGAGGUCCCCUUCGUCGCCCCGUUCACGGGCGCCGAGUUCCUCCGCAACCCGUUCAAGAAGUACGUGGUCAACCUCCGCGCUUCUUACAACCAGGAGAUGGAGGCGCUCGCCGCUUACCUCGUCGAUGAGCAGGGCCUCAAGAACAUCGCCUGCUUCUACCAGAACGACGGCUACGGCCAGGCCGGCCUCGCGGGCAUCACCAAGGCCCUCGAAUCCCGCGGCAUGUCUCUCGCCGGGACCGGCACCUACGAGCGCAACACCGUCGCGGUCGGCCAGGGCCUGAGCGACGUCGCCGGCACCAACCCGGACGCCAUCAUCAUGGUCGGCGCCUACAAGCCCUGUGCGGAAUUCAUCAAGCAAGCCAAGUCCAACGACGCCACCAAGAGCGCCGUGUUCUGCAACAUCUCCUUCGUCGGUACCAAGGCGCUCACGAGCGAACUCGGCUCCCUCGGCGAGGGUGUGAUCAUCUCGCAGGUCGUCCCCUUCCCCUGGGACACCUCGAUCCCCGUCGUCAAGGAGUUCCACAACGAGAUGAACAAGGCCGGCAAGUCCGACCAGAUCGGCUUUGUCACCCUCGAGGGGUACCUUGCCGGGAAGUUCUUCGUGAACGCGCUCGACAACGUCGAGGGCACGCCCUCUCGCGAGGCCUUUCUCGCGUCCGUGCAGAACACCGGCACGUUUGAUCUCGGCGGCUUUGUCCUCGAAUUCGGCCCCGAUGACCACCAGGGCUCGGACAACGUCUUCCUGACCUGGGUCAACGACGGCAAGCUCGCCCCGCUCGGCAACACGUCGAUCGCCGGCGUCCCGAUCGAAUAA
Messenger RNA from Symbiodinium necroappetens, 1185 nucleotides. The record is from the annotation of a GenBank genome assembly. NCBI's taxonomy places the organism in Eukaryota, Dinophyceae, Suessiales, Symbiodiniaceae.